UUUAGUAAACCUCUAAGACGGAUAUUAGAGGAAGCGAUGGCACCGCGUAGGCGAUCUUCGUCUAGAUUGGCGCGAGAUGGGACAGAUGGUGUCCCUGAGCAGACUGAGGCGAGCGGAGACUUGGAGCUUCGCGAUCAGUUGGCCACACUCGUGGGAGUGGUGAGGCAACAAGCGGAUGUAGUGCAACGUCAGCAGGAAACUGCUCUGCGACAAGAAGAGCGAAUAAAGAGACUUCAGGAAACAGUGGAUCAGUUAGUGACCGCACCAGUUUCGGCCUGUCGAGUACAGCCGGGAGUUGCGGCAGCGGCAUUUCCGUCGAGGUCGGGUGAUCCAACUGCUAUUGAUUCAGGGCCGGAAGCGGAAAGAGAGCGAGCUUUAGCGGCUCUCAUGUCCUUCAAGAAGUUUGAUCCACCUGCGUUUGAUGGAGAGGACAUAGAUCCAUGGACUGUGGAGUCAUGGAUUGAUUCCAUAGAGACUAUCUUCGAGGAUUUGUACACGGUGGAGCGGGACAAGGUACACCUAGCCGUGCAUUGUCUACAAUUGUCGGCGAAGGAAUGGUGGAAAGGCGUUAAACGGAACCGAUCGCCUAGUCUUCCUUCUAUGGUUUGGGAAGAGUUUCGGGAAUUAAUGCGUUCAACUUAUUUCCCCGAUAGUGAAAAGAGAAAGCUUCAGAACAGGUUUCAGAAACUACGACAGGGAGACCGCCUUGUGAGGGAAUACGAGCGGGAAUUCUCUCGUAUCGUGAACUAUGUUCCAAGUGUGGUACGGGACGACAAGGAUCGAGCUGAUUGUUUUGUACGACUUCGGCCUGAUAUUUUUGAAGCAGUGCAUAAUCUAAAGUUGCAGACUUUUGCUGAAGUCUUGGAUCGGGCCUUAUGGAUAGAACAAGGCAAUGCAUCGGUGCAGGAGGAGCGCGAAUCUUAUUACAAGGAAAAAGAAAAAGAACGACCAGCGAGUGGGUAUGAUGGUCAGUCAAGUUCUCAGCGGACCACUGGGAGUUCGCGUUCGCGAUCCCGAGCUCCGGGGACGUAUCGUAGUCGGACCUCGGCAUGUUGUGUUAUUUGUGGGGGUCCUCACUACCCACAGCAGUGUGAGCAACAAGAUGGCAAGUGCUUCAGGUGUGGACGGCCAGGUCAUGCGCGGGACGAGUGUCCACGGGGUGCUAGCCAAGCCUUGAUGCUGGCGACGGCAUUCUCCUCUCCGGGACAACUUGUAGAUGUGCCACCUGUGGCACGGUCUGGAGAGCGAAUGAGGAUAAGGCAACCGAGGGGUUCGCGACGAACGACAAGUGGCCGUGGAUAGGUGUUCCAUGUGGAGGAACCUGCUACGACUGUUGGCAUUGUGACAGGUUGCACGCGAGCGGCGCGGCGGCGCGAGGAGAGGAC
Messenger RNA from Ananas comosus (pineapple), 1385 nucleotides. RefSeq lists its product as uncharacterized. The coding region runs from base 37 to 1302 and encodes 421 amino acids. Gene Ontology annotation, molecular function: zinc ion binding; nucleic acid binding. NCBI's taxonomy places the organism in Eukaryota, Viridiplantae, Streptophyta, Magnoliopsida, Poales, Bromeliaceae. The record is from RefSeq and is a predicted model, not a curated record. The transcript has 3 exons.